AUGAACACGUUCUGGGAGCGACUGCAGCUGCUUGUACACUUGGCGUAUCCUCUCUCAUCUCAACUAAUUGUGCGCUUCGUUCGAUCCCCAAUUAUCAUAAUUUCUAAUUCUAGUGAUUUCAAGGGGUUUGCAAUUCGGAUCGGGUGACGAGUGACAAGACGUGAAGGGAUCUUCACUGGAUUAGUCAUCGGGAUUGGGGAUAGGCUUGGUCCAACCUCACACUUCCGGGUCGUUCUCGGUCGACUUUCGCACAUACGGACACCAUGGAAGUGGCUGGGACGGAACAAAAAAGCAGGAGAAGCCCUUCCACAUCAAGAGGGAGAACUUGUGUCUUGAUGGCUACGGGAAAGGCCUUUUGGACGGAUCACCCGCACAUCUUUUCAAGCGUGCUGUGACUUCCCUUCUCAUAUCCCGGCAGUUCCAUCUGUACCUCUUGAUCCAAGCUCUCACUGCAGCUAUCGGGUAUGGACAGCGCGCACUCUGGAUAGGUUCGUCUAAAAUUUUUUCUCGUCGAUCACCCACCACCCCUUAUUUUAAUUUCUUUUAUCCUCCCAUGCGCCUGACAAGUGAUGUGUUUGAAUGGAGCUAAUCAUUUGUUGGAUACGUCUCGUGUAGGAAUUCUUUGGAUGUGUUACGUCAAUACCGGGGAGGGGAUUGAGGGUGAAAAAAGCGCUUAUUCAAGCUUCAACGAGAAUGCUAAGGCUUUAAGUGCCAUGUUUGAUCUCAAAUCCCCCGCUCUUCUGGGGAUUUCCCCCCGUGUCAACUAUAUCCCGAGCUCGCUGAUUCCGGGACCUGUUGUUGCGGCGUUCUAUGAUCGAUGGAGCCGCUAAUUUGGACCGAGAACUCCGGAGACAAACCUACUGAUCAGUAUGAUCUAGUGUACUAGUACUACACAAGGACUUUACGCCUCAGCAUUGUUCGGAUUUUAAACUGUCGUAUUUUGGCGUUGGCGUUAGGGUGGGGCAGCAGUUGGUGGCUUAGUGCUAUGGCCGCUGUAUGUAUCUCGAUUUCCGGUUCGCUGCCCCACUGAAUAUUAUUGCAAGCUCCUGAUUUGAUAGGCAUUCGCUUAACUUCCUUAGGAGUAAAUAUAAGAGCUAACUAGUGCUUCUGACAGCACUCUAUCUGUGGAUAGUCUUAUUUUCUCUUCUCCUUGGCCCUUGGCCCCCUGUACCAAUUAAGCAAUUCCGGGGGAGGGGGGGGAACCAACCUUUCUCUGGAUGAUGUGGCAUACCGGGAGAGUUUACUCAAGUCAUCUUUCCCUCUGUCAUUUUCUAGCGGCGUAAUAUUUUUUUUCAGCGCCCAAUUCGUUUGAUUGGUGGAAUUCUUCGUCAUGUGCGUUUCGAAAAUAUUUCGGCUCCACAAUAUUGGGCACGGUUCACUUCAAAAUAAGGCAUUGGUGAGAGCGGUAGAGUGAAGUUAUCCUGGGGUCGUGCUUCCAGCGUUUGGAAGUACCAUUUUUUUCUCGCACUUUUGCAUUCUACCUGCCCUUUGAAGGGACACCUAACUUCUCGCCGCAGCAAGCCGGCAUCCGGACUACCGUAUGAGCACUUUACUAAGGUGUAGAAGUGCACGCUACCCGUUGGGGACCCGGUUCAAGGGUAUGCCUGCUGCG
This is a messenger RNA of Tuber aestivum (summer truffle), 1612 nucleotides long. NCBI's taxonomy places the organism in Eukaryota, Fungi, Ascomycota, Pezizomycetes, Pezizales, Tuberaceae. The record is from the annotation of a GenBank genome assembly.